AUGUUUCGUAAGGAGAAAGAGUAUCUCCGCCAAAUUGCCGAAGCUAGUGAGGCCAUUAGACGGAAACAUCGCAUGUUAAAAAUUGGAAAAGAAGCUGUUGAAAAUGUUUUGAGUGAAACUUUUAAACCUAUAGUUCAACCCUUAGAGAAAAUUGUUAACCUCUCUGAUGUUAAACAUGAAAAUCAUAAGAUAGAAAAGAAGGAGGAGGUAAUUAAAAGUAAAGAUGAAUUAGAUGAUAGUAUGAAUUUUUUGAGUGCUGAUGAAGAUGAAACAUCAGUAAUUCCAGGCUUUGAAUAUGAUAAAGUAGUUAAUAAAUAUAUAUACUUGCUAGAUCAUAAUAGAAAGCAAUGUUUAGAUACGUUGUACGGCGUAUAUAAGGUUAAAAAUGGUUUUCUCAAGAUUGGUGUUGCACCAAUAAGUUUUAAAGAUCACUUAAUAAAUGUUGGUGAUAAACGUUUUAAUAUUACUUCCGGUAUAUUGGAACUGUUAUUUAAAAAUAAACCUGAAAUGUCAUACAUUAGCGAUGAUGAUAUGAAUAAUUAUAAACAAAUUCUCAUCAUCUCCAAUGCUCACAGAAAAAAUUAUAGUUCUUCUGAACCUAUACGUACAAGUAAAACUUUUAAAUAUGUCAAUAUUAUUUUAAAACUUUUUCCUCAUAAUGAAACACCAAAAAGACGAUCGAAAACUGGCACUUCACUACCACAUUUUAUGAUUGUAAAAAAAAGUUUUCAACCAGACUAUAUCUAUUGGGAUGAUCCUAACGAAUUGGUUGACCGUCUUCGAUUGCUUAUGGCAUCUGAAGCAGCUGGGAAUCCCAGUCACAAUAAUGAAAUUAUGUCAAUCAUAGAAGAAUUACGUGAAGCGAAAAUUAUAUAUUGA
Molecule: messenger RNA, 879 nt
Organism: Leptopilina boulardi
Lineage: Eukaryota; Metazoa; Arthropoda; Insecta; Hymenoptera; Figitidae
Exons: 1
Coding region: 1-879 (292 amino acids)
Source: RefSeq, a predicted model, not a curated record